Urocitellus parryii (Arctic ground squirrel) is the source of this 1501-nucleotide messenger RNA. It is a transcript of the gene Liph, whose product is annotated as lipase H. Lineage: Eukaryota; Metazoa; Chordata; Mammalia; Rodentia; Sciuridae. Gene Ontology annotation, biological process: lipid catabolic process. The record is from RefSeq and is a predicted model, not a curated record. Gene Ontology annotation, molecular function: glycerophospholipase activity.
AAACCCCGAAGUGAAAAUUCUAAGGCUCUGCGAAGUAAAUUAACCUUCUGUGAAUGUGACCCACGCUCUCUGCAGUUCCAUAUGCUGAGGUUAUUCUUACUUAUCAGUUUGACGUGCUUGGUGAGAUCAGAUGCAGCUGAAACAUGCCCUUCAUUCACCAGACUGAGCUUUCACAGUGCGGUGGUGGGUACUGGGCUGCAGGUGAGGCUGAUGCUCUAUACGAAGAGAAACCAGACCUGCGCACAAAUCAUCAACUCAACAACUUUGGGGAACCUGAAUGUGACCAAGAAAACCACCUUCAUUAUUCAUGGAUUCCGGCCAACAGGUUCCGCUCCAGUUUGGAUGGGAGACUUAGUAGAGGCUUUGCUCUCUGCAGAACACAUGAACGUGGUUGUUGUUGAUUGGAAUCGAGGAGCUACAACUGUCAUAUACACCCACGCCGCUAAUAAGACCAAAAAAGUAGCCAUCAUCUUGAAGGAAUUUAUMGAUCAGAUGUUGGCAGAAGGAGCUUCUCUUGACAACAUUUAUAUGAUUGGAGUAAGUCUAGGAGCCCACAUAUCUGGAUUUGUUGGAGAAAUGUAUGAUGGGCAGUUGGGGAGAAUUACAGGUCUCGAUCCUGCGGGCCCUUUAUUCAACGGGAGGCCCCCCCAGGACAGAUUAGAUCCCAGCGAUGCGCAGUUCGUUGAUGUCAUCCACUCCGACACUGAUGCACUGGGCUACAAGGAACCGCUAGGAAACAUAGACUUCUAUCCAAAUGGAGGAUUGGAUCAACCUGGUUGCCCCCAAACGAUAUUUGGAGGAAUAAAGUAUUUCAAGUGUGACCACCAGAGGUCCGUGUACCUGUACCUGGCUUCCCUGAGAGAGGACUGUGAGAUCACCGCCUAUCCCUGUGACUCCUACAGGGACUACAGGAACGGCAAGUGCACCAGCUGCGGCACACCAGAGCAGUCCUGUCCCGUCCUGGGCUAUUAUGCUGACAAUUGGAAAGACUACUUAAAGCAGAAAGAUCCUCCGAUGACUAAGGCGUUCUUUGACACAGCUGAGAAGGAGCCAUUCUGCAUGUAUCAUUACUUUGUGGACAUUAUAUCUUGGAACAAGAACAUCAGAAGAGGGUCUAUUACAAUCAAAUUAAGAGACAGAGAUGGAAAUACCACAGAAUCUAAAAUCGAUCAUGAACCAGCCACAUUUCAGAAAUAUCAUCAAGUGAGCCUGCUUGCAAGAUUUAAUCAAGAUCUGGACAAAGUGGCAACAAUUUCCUUGGUGUUCUCUACAGGAUCUGUAAUAGGUCCUAAGUACAAGCUCAGGAUCCUCCGAAUUAGGUUGAGGUCCCUUGUCCAUCCAGAGAGGCCCCAGUUAUGUCGGUAUGAUCUUGUCCUGAUGGAAAAUGUCCAGACAGUCUUCAAACCUAUUCUCUGCCCCAAGUUGCAAAUGUAACUGCUGCUGCCGUGGACACGUGGGCAGCAGCGAUGUCAGGAAAGCUGCAUCUACGGCCUCUUUUAAA